AUGGACAAGCGUCAACGUGAAUCAAGGACAGAUUUCAGGUGUGGGUGCACGGCCAAAUUUCGAGUUCAUAUAGAUAAGACAAAUGGUCGGUGGUAUGCAAAGUUGUUUAGUGAUGAGCACAAUCAUGAGUUAGAAGAUGAUAAAAUGUGUGGCAUGAUAGCAGCUCACAGGAAAAUGAAUGAAUCGGAUAUUAUGCAUAUGAACAACAUGUCACGGUCUGGUAUAAGUACUCCUCAGAUCCACAACACCUUUGCCAGCCAAACAGGUGGAUAUCAAAAGGUAAGAUUUUCAAAAGGAAAUAUGUACAAUGUUCAAGGAAGACAACGAAGAAUGAAGAAGAAGGAGCCGGAAAAAACUGAUGCUGAAUUUGCAAUAAGUUAUAUUCGUGGGUUGGGAAGCAAAGAUCCAUUAUUGUAUUGUCGGCACGUUGCGAAUGAUGAUGGAAAUCUUGAUCGCCUUUUCUGGAGCGAUGGAAUAAGUCAGCUAAACUAUCAAGUAUUUGGUGAUGUUGUUGCUUUUGAUGCCACGUAUGGGAAAAAUCGCUACAAGUGCCCCUUUGUUGUAUUCUAUGGAGUUAAUCAUCAUAACAAAAGCACAAUUUUUUCUACUGCUCUGGUUUCGAAUGAGAAGAUAGAAACGUAUGUGUGGCUACUUGAGAGGUUUUUGGAAGCUAUGAAAGGAAAGGCACCCUUGUUUGUUAUUACUGAUGGUGACAAAGCAAUGAAAGCGGCUAUUAAACAAGUGUUUCCAAAUGCCCACCACAGAUUAUGUGCAUGGCACAUCCUUGAUAAUGCCAGAAAACACGUGCAUAUACGUGCAUUCAAUACUGAGCUAAGGAAAUGCAUGUUUAUGGAGCUUGAUGUAUCUGAGUUUGAAGAACACUGGGCUGCUACUGUUGCAAAGUUUGGCUGGAAGAAAAUACUUGGGUUGAGGAAUUAUAUGAAAGAAGAAUGA
Molecule: messenger RNA, 954 nt
Organism: Lotus japonicus
Lineage: Eukaryota; Viridiplantae; Streptophyta; Magnoliopsida; Fabales; Fabaceae
Product: protein FAR1-RELATED SEQUENCE 5-like
Exons: 1
Coding region: 1-954 (317 amino acids)
Source: RefSeq, a predicted model, not a curated record